Molecule: messenger RNA, 3258 nt
Organism: Phyllostomus hastatus (greater spear-nosed bat)
Lineage: Eukaryota; Metazoa; Chordata; Mammalia; Chiroptera; Phyllostomidae
Gene: CFAP141
Product: cilia and flagella associated protein 141
Exons: 4
Coding region: 297-602 (101 amino acids)
Source: RefSeq, a predicted model, not a curated record
UUUCCCUUGAAGAAAUUGGUGGGACUGGGUACCAUACAGGUACUCAAUGGGAUUGCGACAGAAGAGAUCCUAAAAUUGGGACUGUGAUUCUUGCUCAUAAGAUUGCCUGUGUCACUAAUAGAAGCCUGGAGAACCAGGAUUCCUUUCAGAUCUCCAGGGCAACAGGCCAGGUGACCAAUCAACUAGUAGGGUCAUUGUUGGAAAUGGAAAUGUUGCUAUGACAACUGAAACCUUGGUGACUGAACCAAACAGAGCUCGCUCAGUCUCCCAAGACCAUAUCAAGCAAGUCUGUAGACAUGUCUACGGAAAAGGUGACAAAGGUAGAAGAGAGUUUUCAAAGGUCCCUGGGACUUAAGAAGUUGGUUGACAGGUGGCGAAAUUCACACACUCACUGUCUGUGGCAGAUGACAUUGAGCCAGAGGAGAAACCCUUAUGCCACCCUAAGGAUGAGGGAUAUCAUGGUACAGGAGCUGGCACUGGCAAGCAAGCAACUAAUGAUGGUCCGGCAGGCUGCCCUACACCAACUGUUUGAAAAGGAGCAUCAGCAGUACCAGCAGGAACUAAAUCAGAUGGGCAAAGCUUUUUAUGUGGAGAGACUCUGAUGCCAUCCAAAACACUGUCCUUUCAUUUUCAUCAUGCCCAGUAACCUGCCCUUCUUGAGCCCCUACCACCUGGACCUUCCUUUCCAAAACACACCUGGAGCUAGUCACCUGCCCACUCACACCUCUGAAGCCCUGGUGCUAUUUGGAAAACAAUCUAUAAUAUAAAACAGUGGUAAAAACAAGAGUGACACCUUGUGGUCAGAAUGAGAUAUACAGUGUUGAUGUAAGUGUGGGGAGGGGAGGUGGAGAGAUGGACAAUGGGAGAGAAUCCUGAUUUGGUUUAACAAAUGAAGCUAGCUCUUAAACUGUUGCAAGGGUAUCCAACCCAUGGCCCAACAUGGCUAUGAAUGUAGCCCAACACAAAAUCGUAAAUUUACUUAAAACUUUUAAGAGAUUUUCCUGUGAUUACGUGUUGCAAUGUAUUUAAUGUAUGACCCAAGACAACUCUUAUUCUGGUGUGGCUGAGAUGCCAGAAGAUGGGACACCCCUGUUAAGGUUCAUACUUAGACCACUUGGCUCAUUCUUGCAGCCCUGAGUCUUAACUUAUUUCAAAAGUGCUCAUUCACUGUUGUUUAAAUAUCUAACUUCCUGGAUUUGCUCACCACCUCUCAGAUCUCACCUACACUGAUUUUUUCUGUACACUUGGACAGAUAACUCCGAAUGUAGCUAUCAACCUACAGGCACUGCAGUGCUUGAGUGUCAGGAGGCCUGGGUUUUAGGUUUUGAGCCAGGCAGUUAUUGUGGAAUGUUAGGAUAAGUCUUUCUUCUGAGCCUGAAUUCACACCUUUGCAAAAUGACAGCGUUCCAAUCUCAAAUGCCUUCAGGGAUCAGGCAGGUAAUAUAACAGAUGUAAGGAAAUUAGUUGUGGAAUUUAUAGGGACUGGAAAGAGCAGUAAGUCUAAAGUCAUUCAAAAUGUGAAGAAAACUGGAAAAGCACUGCAUAUAAGAGUCACUUUACAUUCAAAUGACAUCCCAAACCAGAGAAAUACACCCCCACCCCACCCCCGCCAUUAAAAAAUAAAAUAGAACUCCCACUUCCCACCCCUUCCCCUUUGGGAACCAUUAACUGUGGAGAGACCCCCAUUUUGCAGUCAGUUACAGUUGCCUCAGCACAUCAUCACUCUGAUGUAAUCACUCAAACGCUUUUUCCUGUUCCCUCUCGCCUUCUACACCUAAGUUGGUCAUUCGUCCUUUCACGUUGAUAUUUUCCUGCCUUCAACUUCUUGUGGCUAUGUUUUCAUGGCAAAACUCACACUUUUUCUUUCCCCUUUCCCACAAGUCUGUCUCCAUCCCUCAAUAUAUAUUUUUCAUGUCAACUCUCAGAGCUGCUCCUUCCUGCUCUCUAUACACCCUACUGAUGAGCACAGAGAAGCAGCAGGAUACAGAGGGAAGAGCACAGGUUGGAAGUCAGGUGUGGAUUCAAAGUCUAGCUUCCCCUAAUUGUUGUCACCAUUGGUAAGUUAAUUUUCUGAGCCUCAAUUUCCUCUUCUGAAACUGGGGACAAUACCCAUCUGAUAGGACAUUAAGAGGAUUAAAUAAGAUAAUGUAUGUGGAGAGCAAGCCCAGUGCUUGGCACAUGGUAAGUAUGCCCCCCUUUUCCCUCUCAGGAGAUUCCCUGUGACCCAGGCAUGUCACAGUUCCCAUGUUAGUCCCUUUAUGCAGCUCAGAUGUAAUUCUCCAUUCUAUGCCUGUCCCCAUCUCUGUCCUAUAUAUCCAUUCAUUCAUCCUCUAGCCCCCAUCAGCCGUUUCCCAAGCCCUCUUAUCUAUAGUCAAUAACUAACUACUCGUGAGGUCUUACACCAAACUAGACAUGGAGCUCACAGGCUGGUGGGAAGGCAGGCGUUGAACAAGUAAUGACAGGUAUAAGGAGCUUUAUAGGGAAUGGAACCACAUGCACGGGGCCUGGAUUCAAAGCACAAACCAGAGACAGUCUCCAGUUUCUUCUGCCUGUCCCCUGCCCUUGGUUCCCAGCAGGUCCAUCUUGCCUUCACUUCUUUUCAUCAUCUCUCAAAUCUCUCCCAGCUGCCCUCUGCCUCCUACAUAUGUGCAACAUAGCCUGGCGUUAGGAGAAGAGGCUUUAACACAACAUGUCCAGGUUUGAAUCUUGGCUCUGUCACUGCCUGUGUGGCUUUAAGUAAGCUGCUUUAACUUUCUGGGUCACAGAAGUAAUGCCUAUCUUUUCGGGUUGCUUGUAUAGAUUAAAUAAAGCGUUUAGCAGAGGGGUGGUACACACUGUCCAAUAAAUGGUAACCCAAAAUGACAUUUUCCUGUUGAAAGGGACCAAAGUUUUGCCAUUCAAAAUGUGUCUUGGGAUAUUGACUAUAAGCUGAUCAUUAUGAAACAAAAGACUCAGAAAGAACCUUUGACCCUCCCCCUUUCCUAUCUAAGAGAUUUGGAUGGAAGAGCUGCUCUCAGAAGGAAAUCUUAGCAUAUGCACCUUAGUAUUAGAUAGGAAGGAUCCAGAGGCCUGUUGACUAGAUUCCCCUGUGUAAAAUCAGUAUCCCAGUGUGUCCACUCUUCUCACCUACCUGUAAAUUGCCUGUUUUUCCCACAUGAAAUCCCAGACCCCUGCUCCCUUUUCUCCUUUAUCCAGAAUGUCAUAUAAGCCUCAACUGCCCAAUGUGUUUCUGAUCUCAUUCUUAUGGCACCCCCGCAC